AUGGAGCAAAAGAAACUACACGGCAACAUUCAGCAGAACUUCCAACCGCAGCGCGCUGCUAGUCUACAUCCUCAAACCGACAACUCUUGUCACACUUCCAAUAUGGCCGCGAGUCUUCAGAAGCAACAAGAAGAACAACUAGCUACUUCCUGGCAAAAAGGCCAAUGUGAACCAUUCGAUCAGCGUCGCAGAAUGAGCGUAGGGAUUACGCCACCUCCCGCUAGCGAUGAUCUAUUUGUCAACUGUGAGAACGAAUUUGAUUCCUUUGAUGUUGAAGGUAGAACUCUUCAGACAAGUAGCCAGAUAACAAGUUUACCUUCUCAACUUUUUGGGAACCGCGCUGCUACAGUGGGUCAGCUGGGGGCUUUUUUUGACAGCAACCUCGGUUUCUACAACGAAAAUGCUAGCACAAAUUGCGAAGUAAAUCAGAAUGGCCGUGGGAAUAGCACCCCUGGAACGGUUGCGAACAACGCGACCGAUCCGGCACUUCGCCAGAUGGGAGAGCAGCCAUAUCUAACUCGAGAGCCCACAAAACAAUACGGCAUGCUCCACGUGGAUGAGGCAGUGAAGGCCCCGUUCACGGUACAUCGUAACGGAAAAUACGACGUCUUUCACCCCCAGCCAAAUGCAACUGGGGGCUUCUUCGACCCAGCUGGCCAAUUUCAUCAAGUUCAGCCUCAACAAAUGGGGCUUGAUGCUGUCCCAUACCUCCCCAAUCAGAUCUAUGAAGCCCUGCCUCAAGGGGCGGGACCGGCUCAACCGGAUACUCUUCCAUAUACAACUAGUCAUUUCCAUCCAGCUCAGUCUCAAAGUAUGAGACCCUAUAUUGAAUUGAGGAAUCUACACCCAGCAGAUCCCCGUCUUAACAUACAAAGUACUCAGUCAUACGCGUCAAUGACACCGGCAGCUGCCGCUCCUCAGCAGCAACAACGAGUUCAACAAUCUUCAAAGAAGGCUGUGGCUCAAACCCAGAAACCUCUUAUGAUCCUUUCACGGCCUUACCGCCCAUACAACAGUCAAGACUUUGCUGGGUGUGGCACAAGUGGAAGGAAAAAGGAAGAUGGUAACUGGGAUGUCAAUACGGAGCAGAACCAUUACGAGGCUUUCCUCAAAUAUCAUGGACGACCGGCUCUUCCAGCGCCGGUUGGCAGAACCCCAUUUACACAGCGGACUGACACCAUUAAAUCUCUUUCUGCUUCUGACAGAAAGCUCCUGAUGGACUUUGUCAAGGCAGAAAAGUUUUGGCGUGAGUAUAAGGAGCUGCCUAAUCCACCAAAUGUCGCCUACACUUCGAGUGAGGAGGAGGGAUACGCGAGUCGGUAUGAAGAUGAGAGCAUUGAUGAGGAGGAACCCAAGUCCGGCUCGGCCGAUAAAUCUGGCAAGCAACAGAUGACUGCAUCGAAGAAGAGAUCUCGCGAUCAUGGGAAAAUGGAAUCCACCGAAGUUCCUGCUGCUACUCAGGAUACUCGCCCCAUCAAGAAAAUCAGAACCAAUCAACUUCCAAGAGAAACACCACAGAUUACUCAAAAGGCAAAGACACAACAGCCUAUGUGUAAUGGAAAAGCAAAACUUGCUUUCGGCAGUCUGAAAGCCGUCGAUGAACAUAUGGCGAGAGAAGGCCACCCAUCACUCCUCGAACUGGUCAAUGAGCAUCUUGCCAGCAAAGGCCGCCGUAUAAUUCGACUCACCUGUUCAUUAGACACACCAUUGCCUAGCUCGGGUUCUACCACUUCUUCCGGAACUGACUUCAAUAGUCCCUCAGCAAUCAAUGUGAGCACUCGUCACCUUGAAAGCUCUUGCAACUCUGGGACACAAUCUUCAAACCUUCGAAAACGCAAGGCUCGCACCGACUCCGAAGAGAGAGGCAAUACCAAGACGAUAGGGUCAGCCAUCAAUAAGAACCGCACUGGCAGUGCGGAGAUGGCUGACGUUCAGGAACAGUCUGCACUUCCGAGAAGGCAGACGAUUCAAUCGAAGACCCAGAGAGCCUCUCAGAAGAAGCAGGCAGUCACCGAGACACAUUCAGGAAAUAAGCAUCGCCAAUUCUCAACUGCUGGACCCUCUACCAUCAACGACUUUACACAUGUCCCAAUCAACCAUGGCAAGCAAAGCGAUUCAGUUGCAAUGUAUCAUUCUCAACACGGUGCCCUGGAUAUCAGGGGACAGUAUUACAUGCCUCCACUGCCGUCGAAUCUACCCACUUCAAGCAUGUUGGAGCUUUCCAACCUACCCAUGGCGAGCGAAGAGACUUCGGGCAUGGUCUCCCCCCGAGCUAGCAUGGAACAUACAGAUUUCUCGGAGGUGCCGACCUCGCUUUCCCAAAUUACUGGAGAAGCAGCUUUAGAGGAGGGCUGGGGCACCCAGGUUGCCAACGAAGCGCCAUCACCCAACGGAUUCGAGGACCUUAGCGGUUUUGAUUUUGAAAGCUUCCUUCACGAUUACCCGUCGGCCCCCAAUGAUGAGGAAGCCAAUCACAGGUUUGAUUUUGAGGACAAACUUCCCAAAGUCCAGUUUUAG
Molecule: messenger RNA, 2517 nt
Organism: Hyaloscypha bicolor E
Lineage: Eukaryota; Fungi; Ascomycota; Leotiomycetes; Helotiales; Hyaloscyphaceae
Exons: 3
Coding region: 1-2517 (838 amino acids)
Source: RefSeq, a predicted model, not a curated record